GGCACAAUUGCAAAAAAAAUGGAAAGAACUUGGUUUAGGUGAAUGUCUUAAAACAGAAAACUUGGAUGACUGUUUGACCCUCUGUCAUGAUCUUGAACAAUAUGAUUUAGAAGCAGUUAGACUACCAACAAAAGAGAAAUUAGAAGACAGACCAGAGGCUGGUCCAGGACCUAGAAUGCAAGCAUUUAGAAAUGAUAACAAAUAUAAGAAUUUAAUUAAUGAAGAAUUUAGGCACUUAGGAGAGAUGAAUAAAGGGCAAGAAAGACUGGAGAAUGAUUUAGAAUUUAGAGAGCAAGAAAUAGGUACAGCAGUUAAAAGAAGAGCUGUAGCUGUAUAUUAUGCAAAAGUUCCUAAAUCUUAUCCAGAUAAUGGAAGCGAUAUAUGA
Dentiscutata erythropus is the source of this 385-nucleotide messenger RNA. Lineage: Eukaryota; Fungi; Glomeromycota; Glomeromycetes; Diversisporales; Gigasporaceae. The record is from the annotation of a GenBank genome assembly.